Thalassophryne amazonica is the source of this 1539-nucleotide messenger RNA. Its product is annotated as putative gonadotropin-releasing hormone II receptor. The record is from RefSeq and is a predicted model, not a curated record. The transcript has 3 exons. Gene Ontology annotation, biological process: G protein-coupled receptor signaling pathway. Gene Ontology annotation, cellular component: membrane. Bases 292 to 1524 code for a protein of 410 amino acids. Lineage: Eukaryota; Metazoa; Chordata; Actinopteri; Batrachoidiformes; Batrachoididae. Gene Ontology annotation, molecular function: gonadotropin-releasing hormone receptor activity; peptide binding.
UUUGGAUGCAAUUACGAUGAUUGCUUUUCGAUGUGUUGCUGUUGAAGAUUGAACAGUCUGGAAACCCGUCUUGUGCUUGUUAGAGGCCAUCAUGCCAUCUUUACCCAUCAGUAGACAUCAGAGAGGUAGAUAGGCUAUGCAGACCAAGCUGUUUUCUCAGUGUCAUCCGAGAUAUUACUCAAAUAUUUUUAGUCUUGUCACGCAGAUGCAUCUUGGCUCAUUUUGUCUUACCUCACUUUGCACCAGCCUUAAUGCAGCAGAACUAAAUGCUGACUGCUUGGUGAUGGUCUGAUGAUGAACGUCUCCUUGUGUGGACCCCAGAGCUCAGGGUACGACCUCAAUGCCAGCUGUGACUGGUUGGACGGCCUUCCUAAUUGGACAUCAGUGGACAGCAUGCUGCAGCUCCCAACCUUCUCCACAGCGGCUAAAGUGCGAGUGAUCAUUACCUUCAUCCUGUGUGGAACAUCGAUGAUCUGUAAUCUGGCUGUGCUGUGGGCCGCCGUCACCCACAAGCACAAAUCUCAUGUCCGAGUACUAAUCAUCAACUUGAUUGCAGCCGAUCUCUUGGUCACUUUCAUCGUGAUGCCUGUGGACGCUGCGUGGAACAUGACGGUCCAGUGGUUGGCCGGUGACCUUGCUUGUAGAGUCCUGAUGUUCCUCAAGCUGCAGGCGAUGUACUCCUGUGCCUUUGUCACAGUGGUGAUCAGUCUGGACAGACAGUCGGCCAUCCUCAACCCUUUGUCCAUCAGCACGGCCUGCAAGAGGAACAGGAUCAUGCUGAUGGUGGCGUGGACGAUGAGCACCUUGUUGUCAAUCCCUCAGAUGUUCAUAUUCCACAGUGUGAGCAUCACCUCCCCAAAGAAUUUUACCCAGUGCACCACUAAAGGGAGCUUCAUCACUCAUGGGCAGGAAACAGCCUACAAUAUGUUCACCUUCUCCUGCCUCUUCCUGCUGCCUCUGAUCAUAAUGAUCAUGUGCUACAGCAGAAUCUUCAUCCAAAUCUCCAGACAGAUGACAACACAGAGCUUGUCCUCCAGCGAGCCGUGUUUACGAUGCUCAAAGAACAACAUCCCAAAAGCACGAAUGAGAACCCUGAAAAUGAGCAUCAUCAUUGUGAUCUGCUUCAUUGUCUGCUGGACGCCGUACUAUCUGCUGGGUUUGUGGUACUGGUUCUUCCCAGACGACCUGGAAGGAAAAGUGUCUCACUCCCUCACCCACAUCCUGUUUAUCUUUGGACUUUUCAAUACCUGCCUGGACCCCAUCAUCUACGGCCUCUUCACAACGCGCCUAAGAAAGGGUCUGAGGAGCUGUGCAGCAAUGUCACGUUUGGAAUCAAACAAGGUCCUAACUGGGACUUUCAAAUGUACUGUGUCUGCAGUGCCCCCGAGCAGAGACCUGACUACUGUUGGACAGGAGAGCAACAGUGGGCAGGCUGAGCCAAAGUCUUCUGACAGUGUGUGUCUGUCUACGUUUAGCCAAGGAGGAAAGCAGGCGUCCCAUGUCAGCGCUGAGAGCUCCGUAUGAUCAGGACAGAAACUG